This is a messenger RNA of Triticum aestivum (bread wheat), 4203 nucleotides long. Its product is annotated as telomerase reverse transcriptase. The transcript is spliced from 12 exons. Gene Ontology annotation, biological process: telomere maintenance via telomerase. The coding region runs from base 41 to 3823 and encodes 1260 amino acids. Gene Ontology annotation, cellular component: telomerase catalytic core complex. The record is from RefSeq and is a predicted model, not a curated record. Lineage: Eukaryota; Viridiplantae; Streptophyta; Magnoliopsida; Poales; Poaceae. Gene Ontology annotation, molecular function: telomeric repeat DNA binding; telomerase RNA binding; telomerase activity.
CCGCCGCAGGCGCCUCCCCCCUCGCUCGCCCCGUCGCAUUAUGGCGCGGCGGCGCCGCCGUCGCGCGUUCGGCGGCCGCCCGGAGCUCCGCCUGGCCUACGGCUCCCACGCCCGCCCGCUCGGCCGCGCGAUCAUCGCGCUGCUGCCCCCGUCCCCGCCCCCCGGCGCCCCCUGCCCCGUCUGCCGCGGCGCGGCCUCCGGGUGCCUCGCGUGCCGCCGCUGGGCGCACCUCCUCCGCGACGGCGACCCCGUCGCGUACCGCCGCCUCGUCACCCGCGCCGUCUGCGCCGUCGAGCCCGAGCCGGCCGCGCCCCCGCCGCCGCGGUACACCCCAGGGAACGCCGGGCACUCGCAGGCCCAGCUCGUUCGGGAGACGAUAAAGUGGAUCUUGACGGAUCGCUCCUGUAGAACCAAGAACGUCCUCUGCAAUGGUAUCCAUCAGGGUGGCCAGGCUAACCUUGUUUCUUCUUCAUCCUGGAAUAUUCUCCUGCAUAGAAUUGGGGAUCUUCUCAUGUGCUAUAUUCUGCGGCAUUCAGCAGUCUUUUUGCCCAUUAAAAAGAGUGAUUACUUUCAGGUGACUGGUGUUCCACUCAACAUUGUUCUGCACAAGCCUAUAUUUGCCAGUACCAUGGCAAGAAAACAACAAUCCAGAUCUACAAAAGUCAAAUGUCCUAUGUGCCAUGUGUUGCGUAAUGCAAAGAUGAAACUAAACAUAACCGGAGGCAAUCGUGGCAACAGUUCAGACUCUGCGUUUUACUGUUCAGAUAACACUCAGAAAUGUGAUGCUCUACAAAGUUCUGGAAGUUGUGAUGCUGAAAGAGUUAUAAAGCCUAAUUGUUCAAGUGAUGGAUGUAACUGUUCCAAUUGCUUUACCCGGAAGCCUAGGAAAAGAAAAAGAUUGUACAGCUGGCAGCGCUGCAGUAAGCAGAAGCAGUUCUGUAACGAAGAUAACUUGACAGAGUUAAGUAAAUUAAACGACAGUAAUUACGCUCUGUGUAAUCUCUUAUCAGAUGGCUCAGCUGCUGGAGUCAAUGGUCAAACACACUCCUUGAAGCGUACUGCAGAUAACAUUUCUAUUGGAAUGAACAAUGGUGAAUUUGUUUCACAAACUGAAGAGCCAUGCAAUGUACCUGUCCUGUCAUUAAAGAAGCCACCUAGUUCUGUGUUAGAUACUAGUCCUUCCCAGGAUCUAUUGUGUGGUUACAGUAAAUCAGGAGUCCAAUGUACAAGUCCCAAAGUAGGACCCUCCAGCUACUCACAACUGAAUAGUGGUUCCAUCUGUUUCAAUUGCUUAAUGUUGAAUGCUUCGAAAUGUGUGUCAGUAGAUUCUUUGAUACCAAGACAGGCCAUUUUCUAUAACAAAGAAAUAUCUGAGAAUGUCUUCCAUCGCAGCAACUUGACAAAUAAAAGGAAAGGACCAGACGCACUGUCUUUAUUAAAGCGCAUAUUUGGAAUCAAGGAAUGCUGCAUAAAGUUCUUCCAAUGUGAUUGCCAUGGAUCUUCCAGACCAAAUUCUAAUUGCCUGAUAAUAUGUUCAUCACUUCAUCUUUUUGAUUUUUUAUCUAUCUGGCUCUAUUAUUGUAAGUGGUUAAUGAUUCCUGUUACCAGGUAUCAUUGGAUGCUUCAACUAGUGAAAAAUCUCGUAAGGAAUUCUAAACGCUGCCAGUACAAGAAACUAUUUCUGAAGCAUUGUUCUGUUAAGUCUAAGGUGGCAAAAGAUGGGCUCCCUUCAGGCAACAUACAAUAUUCAACAGGAGGAAAAUCAGCAUAUUGUGGUGAAUCUUUUGCUCAGUUGGAAGCUUACAGUACACAUCAGCAAGUAGUAUCCUUUGUCUGGGCAGUGUUGACACGUAUCAUACCACAGCCUUUGUUAGGGAAUCCUUCUAGUAAGAGAUCUUUAAGGGUGAACAUUUGGAAGUUUAUAAGGUUACGCAGGUUUGAAACAUUUCAAGUAACUGAUUGUAUUCGUGAGUUGAAAGCACCAGAAUAUUCUUGGCUAUCAAAAAUUGGAUUCACUAGUUGCUUUUGUUCUGUACUACUUGGAGAAGAGACUGGGCUGUCAAAUGGUACAGAGGAGCAGAAACAGAACAAUCUCUUGCAUUGUUGGAUUAGCUGGUUAUUUUCUGACAUUGUGAUCCCAUUGAUCAGUACAUACUUUUAUGUUACAGAAAGAGAAACAAAACGAUAUGAUGUUUUCUAUUAUCCAAAGUCAGUGUGGAGGAACCUAACUAGCAAUACUAUUGCUUCCUUAAAUGCGCAGAGCUUCAAGAUUUUGCGUGGUACAUCGAGGAGAGCAAUAAAACAUUUGUACCGUUCUUCAAGAGUGAGAUUUCUUCCAAAAGCAAAAGAUAUCAGACCAUUAGUAAAUUUUAAAGCUCAGUCAAAGGAUGGUAUUCUCUACAAGUGUCAUUUAGUUAUUAAAAAAAUAAGGGAUGAUAACCCAGAGAUGUUUGGUUCUUCUGUUUUUGAUUAUGAUGGUGUUUACAAAAAUCUUUCCAGUUUUAUGUCUUCAGUAAGAAGACAGUUGAAAGAGUCAAAGAUAUAUAUUGUGGUUGCUGAUGUAUCUAAGGCAUUUGAUUGUGUUAAUCAUGACGUGCUACUGAAAAUUAUGGAUGAUGUUCUGAAAGGUGAUGAGUAUGCCUUGAGAAAAUGUACCAAAGUAAUUUACAGUAGGUCUAAGAAUGUGGCUUACCGCUUUGAUUCAAAUGUAUCCGUCAGCAACGGAAACGGUAUUAACGAUUUCUCAAUUCAGCCGUCAUCAGGUGGUGGCAUUCUAGUUGAUCAGGGAACUGUUAGUACAAUUCGGAAGGAAGAGCUUCAACGUGUCCUUUUCGAACAAGUCAAGUGCAAUAUUCUGAAGAUUGGGCAUAAUUUUUACUUGCAGCAAGUAGGGAUUGCUCAAGGAAACAAGUUAUCCCCUAACCUUUGUUCCCUAUACUAUGGUCACCUUGAGAAUUCUGUGAUAUUGAAUUUUCUGCAUGAUGGAAAUUCAGGAGAUGCUAUUUCAGAACCGGAAUUUUUAAUGAUGAGGUUCAUUGAUGACUUCAUGUUUAUCUCUCUCUCAAAGAAGCAUGCUUUGAAUUUCUUUAAUAGGAUGAGAAGAGGUUUUGUGUACUACAAUACUUACAUGAAUGACAGCAAAUAUGGUUUUAAUUUCAACAUUGGAGAUAACGAGCAGUGCGAUAAUAGGCUCUACAGGGGCGAUGAUGGAGUCACUUUCAUACCAUGGAGUGGUUUGCUUAUAAACUGUGAAAAUUUAGAAAUUCAAGCUGAUUAUACAAGGUAUUUAGGCAUUACAAUCAUCUCCACGAUCACUGUGAAGAUGCAUUCUUCCAUGAAGUACCUUCGUAGCAAGCUAUGUCAUUAUAUGCGCCCGAAGUGCCAUCCCAUUUUCUAUGACUCCAAUAUCAACUCACUGGGCACUGUAAGACUGAAUAUAUAUCAAGCCUUCCUGUUAUGCGCAAUGAAGUUUCAUUGCUAUAUGCAGAGCAUGCCUUAUUCCAGCAUAAGCAAACCCGAGUUGCUGCAUGUCAUUAAGAAGACCUUCAGGUACAUGCAUAGUCUGAUUGUUAGCCGUAUGCAAGAUAUGGAGCUGCAAUCCAAUGUUCGCCCAGUUCUAAAGCUAAGACGCAAAGAAACCAAUUGGCUUGGACUAUCUGCCUACAUCCGCGUGCUUCAAAAGAAACAAUCUCGUUACAAGGAUUUGUUGGCGUUGUUGAUAGCAGAGGCUGAGGGUUAUGGUCAUAUGGACCGUGAUUCUGACAGUUUGUGCUAUGCUGUGGAUGAUUCUCACUCGUCAAUGUUCUGGAAGUUCAAAUAUUAGAAGGAAACUCGAGGGGCCUGAGUAUUGCAGAGAACUCUUAUUUUGUGGGUACAGUUUUAGCAGGAUUUGGCUUAUAUACAGCUCUACCUGCCAUAUCAUCAGGUAGAAAGGGUGAAAACUAGUUGCUUCUGGAAUGGCAGUAACAUUCAUCAUGUUUGCGCCAAGCUUUCACUUCAUAGUCUUGUUGCAGCAUUUUAUAUGUUCCUAUAUCUGAUCCCAUGUGUCUGAUUAGCUGCUAAAUUCAUUAACAAACAAGCAUCAUAGCUCUACAUCACAUUUUACUUUAGUCAUUAAUCUUUUGCGCCGUUGUUAUGAAGAGAUGGUUAAAUGUCAAAGAACAUCAUCGAAAGAUUCUUAUUAUAGAAGCCUUGAUGAGCAAA